Drosophila pseudoobscura is the source of this 1160-nucleotide messenger RNA. Its product is annotated as 3'(2'),5'-bisphosphate nucleotidase 1. The record is from RefSeq and is a predicted model, not a curated record. Gene Ontology annotation, biological process: phosphatidylinositol phosphate biosynthetic process. The coding region runs from base 102 to 1019 and encodes 305 amino acids. NCBI's taxonomy places the organism in Eukaryota, Metazoa, Arthropoda, Insecta, Diptera, Drosophilidae. Gene Ontology annotation, molecular function: 3'(2'),5'-bisphosphate nucleotidase activity. The transcript is spliced from 2 exons.
CACGUCAUUUUGUAAGGUACACUUACGGUACAACAGCUGUUGUACUUUCACACACUUGAAGCAUCAUUUCGUCGCAUUCCAAAUAAAAAAAGUACAGAAACAUGGCUUCGACUGCUCCGGUUAUCAUGAGAAUUAUGGCGUCUUCCAUACAGACAGCCAAACGAGCUGGUGGCAUCAUACGCGACGUCCUAAAACAAGGCGACCUAGGCAUCGUGGACAAGGGAAAAAAUGAUCCCCAAACGGAGGCUGAUCGUUCUGCCCAGCGGUGCAUUAUUGCCUCGCUGACGAAGAAGUUUCCCGGCGUAAAGAUCAUUGGCGAGGAAGGCGGCUCCGACUUAAACGUGUGCGAUGAUUGGCUGGUCGAAGAUUUGGAUGAAGAGUUUCUUCAGAAAAGCUGCCCGGCCGAAUGGCGUGAUGCAAAACCUGAGGAUUUUGUGAUCUGGGUAGAUCCACUGGACGGAACAGCUGAAUAUACACAGGGUUACGUGGAACAUGUCACCGUACUCAUAGGCAUAGCCGUCAAGGAUGCUGCGGUGGGCGGAAUCAUUCAUCAGCCGUUUUACCAGCAGCCCGAUGGUGAGCUGGGUCGCACCAUUUGGGGGCUCAAGGGUCUGGGCACGGGCGGUUUCACACAUUCGCUGGCUCCACCCGGAGAGUUCAUCAUAACGACCACACGAUCGCACUCGAAUGCCCUGCACCAGCAGGCACUCAAUGCAUUUCCUGCCACCAAAAUCCUGAAAGUGGGCGGCGCUGGAUUCAAGGUGUUGCAGCUGCUAGAGGGCAAGGCACACGCAUAUUUGUUUGCCACACCAGGAUGCAAGAAAUGGGAUACUUGCGCCCCCGAGGCCGUGCUGGAGGCACAGGGCGGCUUUCUCACAGACAUCAAUGGCAAGAAUUAUUCCUACAAUGCUGAUGUGGAGCACGUGAAUCGGCAGGGAGUGCUGGCCAGUGUGGGCGAGAAUCACUCGGAGCUGGUGUACAAAAUUCCCCGUAAGGUGCGGGAGGCUGUAGGAGUAUGAAUUCCGCGCUACGUUCAUCAAUUUAUUAGUUUAUUUUCCACUAAAAGUAAACACAUAUAUUAAGCGAUAACAGAAAAGUGCUGGGCAAAACGGACACAUGUGUAGAAGAGAAUAUACAAUGUUUCGGAAAUCAAUAGAAAA